ACAACCCGACUUUUCCGGCGGAAUGUCGUUCGCCGGAACGCAGAUGGAUUUGGGCGGAAAUGACGUUUUCGGUGGAAUGACCAGCGGACAAGACAUGUUCGGACAGCCGAAUAUGUUCACAGGACAAGGUCAACCAGCGAUCGGUCAAGGCCAGACAACAUUUGACCAAGGAGGGUUUGGAGCUACCCAGGGCGGUUUCCAAGGACAGGGGCAAUUCGGACAAGGCGGAGCUGGAAUGCGCCCCGGUAUGGGUGGUCAAGGGUUCGGAGGUCAAGGUCAAAGAUUCGGCAACGCGUUUGGAGGUCAGCAAUUCGGAAUGGGCGGGUUUGAAACCCAGAAUCCUUUUGGAGGAUUCAAUGGAGGUCUGGCUCCGUUUGGUGGACGUGGGCAGUUUGGCCGCGGUCCUUUCGGUGGCCAAGGCUUCGAGGGUCAAGGUAUAUUUGGACAGGGCGGACCUUUCAACGGCCAACCCGGUAUGUUUGGCGGACCACAGGGAGGUCAGUUUAACGGCGUAGGACGGUUCGGGCAAGGUGGUAUGUUCGGCCCUCAAGGCGGUGGUCGAUUCGGCGGACAGACCGCUAUGGGCCCGGAUCAGUUUGGCGGACAGGCCGGAGGAUUCUUCGGCGGACAGCAGACACAGUUUCCUGGCGCGGUCCCGGGACGCGGUGGUCAGAUUAACGGUGGAGGAGCGGUCGGUGGCAUGCAGCCGGGAUUCGGCGGUCAGAACGGAUUCGGCGGACAGAACGGAUUCGGCGGACAGAACGGUUUUGGCACUCAACAGGGCGGAUUUCAGGGGUUAGGCGGCCAGGGCGCUCAAGGUAUGCCAGGACAGAACACUUUCGCAGUCCAGGGUGGUGGUGGCGGUGGCUUUGGAGGUCUAAGUCAGACGACUGGCCAGGCACCAACGGGAUUCGUCACCCCUGGCAACUCCCAAGUGGAUGCCCCUAUCAACAACAACAACAACAACCAGGCUGCUACUGGCAGGAACACAGGGUUUAGUUCAUUUUCAACAUUUUCUGGUUAAUCUAUAGCAUGUGCAACUUUAUCGAUAUAUUUAUUAUUGUCCGUGAUCAAAUGUGGUUUAUAAAUAUAUAAAAACAUGCUUUUUUUCAAUAUGCAUCGAGCUAUGUUUUAACUGUGCGAUACAGUCUAACAGACCUGUACGGAAUCGUAUUGACGAACAUGCAUGUUGUUAGCUGUUUAUUUCAAUUAUUAAAAAAAAUGCAGCAUUAGGAAACCCGUUUUAUAAUUCUAGAACAUUUUUAUCACUAUGCAAACAACAACCGUUAUACUUGUCAUUAUGGCAACUGUCUCUUAUUGUUAUUGAACGUUAAUUUGUAUACACUUAAGUUUGAUAAAUGAAACAUAAAUUUAAAAUUUUAACAAAAUCAAAAUACAUUUUGUAUAUUUUAAGUCAUCGAGUUUAUUGAAAUAAUUGUUUACAUGAUGAAGCUUAUUUUGAUCAGUGAAAUCAUAUAUUUUUAUGUAUAAAUGGCAAAUACUUCUGAGUAUAAGAGAUUUUAGUGAAUAUUUUCUCGUUUCGAACAUACAUUGCUGACUGUUGUGCUAAGCCUAAACACAACAUGGAUAUAGGUAUAUAAGCCUUAAUGUGUAUGGUCUAUUUUUUGCUAUGAACGUAUUUUCAAAACAAUGUCCUAAUAGUACAAUAGGUAUUCAAAAGUAUAUAUCAUAGUGACGUUGAA
Molecule: messenger RNA, 1703 nt
Organism: Dreissena polymorpha
Lineage: Eukaryota; Metazoa; Mollusca; Bivalvia; Myida; Dreissenidae
Exons: 2
Coding region: 23-1024 (333 amino acids)
Source: RefSeq, a predicted model, not a curated record